AUGACGAGAGAAAUCCCCGGAGGAUUUACAUGUGUCGAAGAAGAUCACGGUAACUUUACCGAGAUGAGAUGGGAUGCUUUUUGGGAUAAUGUCUCGGAUGCCCUAGUCUGUCAACACUCAACGCGGUAUGCUCGAUUAAGAUUGAUUGCCCGAUAA
Sclerotinia sclerotiorum 1980 UF-70 is the source of this 156-nucleotide messenger RNA. RefSeq lists its product with no specific name. Lineage: Eukaryota; Fungi; Ascomycota; Leotiomycetes; Helotiales; Sclerotiniaceae. The transcript has a single exon. Bases 1 to 156 code for a protein of 51 amino acids. The record is from RefSeq and is a predicted model, not a curated record.